GGAGCUGCAGCCGCCAAGUCCGGAUCCUCCCUCGCGCGCCACCGACGCCCGCCCGCCGUGCACGCCCGGUUCCUUUUGGUUCCAAGUCCAAAAUGGCAACACUCAAGGAUCAGCUGAUCGUGAAUCUUCUUAAGGAAGAACAGAGCCCCCAGAAUAAGAUUACCGUCGUUGGGGUUGGUGCUGUGGGCAUGGCUUGUGCCAUCAGUAUCUUAAUGAAGGACUUGGCAGAUGAACUUGCUCUUGUUGAUGUCAUGGAAGACAAAUUAAAGGGAGAAAUGAUGGAUCUCCAACAUGGCAGCCUUUUCCUUAAAACACCAAAAAUUGUCUCUGGCAAAGACUAUAGUGUGACUGCAAACUCCAAGCUGGUUAUUAUCACAGCUGGGGCACGUCAACAAGAGGGAGAGAGCCGCCUUAAUUUGGUCCAGCGUAACGUGAACAUCUUUAAAUUCAUCAUUCCUAAUGUUGUAAAAUACAGUCCCAACUGCAAACUGCUUGUUGUUUCCAAUCCAGUGGAUAUCUUGACCUAUGUGGCUUGGAAGUUAAGCGGCUUUCCCAAAAACCGUGUUAUUGGAAGUGGUUGCAACCUGGAUUCAGCCCGUUUCCGAUACCUGAUGGGGGAGAGGCUGGGAGUUCACCCAUUAAGCUGUCAUGGGUGGGUCCUUGGGGAGCAUGGAGACUCUAGUGUGCCUGUAUGGAGUGGAGUGAAUGUUGCUGGUGUCUCCCUAAAGAAUCUGCACCCUGAUUUAGGCACUGAUGCAGAUAAGGAGCAGUGGAAACAAGUUCACAAACAGGUGGUUGACAGUGCUUACGAGGUAAUCAAACUGAAAGGCUAUACAUCCUGGGCCAUUGGCCUGUCUGUGGCUGAUUUAGCAGAAAGUAUGAUGAAGAAUCUUAGGCGGGUGCAUCCAAUUUCCACCAUGAUUAAGGGUCUCUAUGGCAUAAAGGACGACGUCUUCCUUAGUGUUCCUUGCAUCUUGGGACAGAAUGGAAUCUCAGAUGUUGUGAAGGUGACCCUGACACCUGAGGAAGAGGCCCGUUUGAAGAAGAGUGCAGACACACUGUGGGGGAUCCAGAAAGAGCUACAGUUUUAAAGUCUCCUGAUGUCCCACCACCUCACUGUCUAGGCUACAGCAGGAUUUUAGUUGGAGAUUGUGCAUAUUGUCCUUUUUAUCUGAUCUGUGACUAAGAACAUCAGUUUCCUAAAGAUAGAACUAGUAAUGGUUCAUAAAACCCAGCCUCUACAUCCUGAUCCUUAUCUUGUGUAGUCCUAAACUGGUUAGUGUGAAAUAGUUCCACCUCCUCAAAGGCACCACUGCCAAUGUUGCUCACGCUACAGUUGCCCUUCAGACUAGAUGUGUGUUCACUGUGUUAUAUAACUUGUGGUUCCUUUUUCUAUAAUUAGUCACAUCCUGGGAGCCAAUGUAAAUCCAAUAUUGCAUGUUUUGUGCAUAACUGCUCUAAAGGAUCUUAUUCUGUGUACUAUAUGUAUCAGAUUCGUGUACAUUGCCAUAUAAUAUAAAAAAUCUACAUAUAAAUAAUACAGCCAACUAUCCAAGUGUCAUACCAACUAAAAUGCCAAAUAAACCUUGAACAGUGA
Myotis lucifugus (little brown bat) is the source of this 1597-nucleotide messenger RNA. Its product is annotated as L-lactate dehydrogenase A chain. NCBI's taxonomy places the organism in Eukaryota, Metazoa, Chordata, Mammalia, Chiroptera, Vespertilionidae. Gene Ontology annotation, molecular function: L-lactate dehydrogenase (NAD+) activity. Bases 93 to 1091 code for a protein of 332 amino acids. The record is from RefSeq and is a predicted model, not a curated record. Gene Ontology annotation, cellular component: cytoplasm. Gene Ontology annotation, biological process: carboxylic acid metabolic process. The transcript has 8 exons.